AUGUCGUACAACGGGAAGCCAGCUGAAAUGUUCUGGAAGCCGGGGGACGCACGGCCCCAUUCGGACGAGGAGCCGUUCAUGGACAAGUUCCGCCAGGCUGCGAACAAGCGUUACGGGGUCAACCUGAAGGACUACUGGGAGUUCCACACCUGGAGCGUCAAGGAGCACGCCAAGUUUAUGGACCUCGCAUGGGACUAUCUCGGUCUCAUCGGCGAGCGCGGAGACGGACCUGCCUUUAUCCCAGGAGUACCAAUGGACCAGGAGCAGCCCUACUUCCCAACGGCGCGGAUCAACGUCGCGGAGAACCUUUUGCUUGCGCACAAGUCGGCUCUCAGCAAGACCAAGUACGCGAUGAUUGCGACGGUCGAGGGUGACCCGGCGAGCGGGAGCAAGGAGCCCAAGGAGACCCGGCGUAUCUCGUACUACGAGCUGUACCACGAGGUACGCAAGGCGUCGCAUGCGCUUCGCAAAAUGGGCGUCAAGCCUGGAGAGAGCGUCGUGAGCUUUGCGGCGACCAACUGCGAGAUGCUUGUCGUGUUCAUGGCCGCGGUCGCUAUCGGCGCCAUCUUCUCGUCCACGCCCGCCGAGUUUGGCGUCAAUGCCGUGCUCGACCGCUACGACAUUAUCAAGCCGCGCGUGCUCUUCACCAUUGACGCGUAUCGUUACAACGGCAAGGAGCACGACGUGUCUGAGCGCGCGCGUGAGGUCGUCCGUCGCCUUGGCGGCAUCGAGCACGUCGUCUGCAUCGGACAUCUCAACGAGAGCCGCGAGCCCUCCCUCGACUCGCUCAAGGGGUACCCCGACGGACCGGCGAUUCACACCUGGCACGGCUUCCUGGGGCAGGGCAACGAUGCUCCAAAGAAGAUUGACUUUGCGCGAAUGCCGUUCAACCACCCCAUGUGGAUCGUCUUCUCGUCUGGUACGACGGGCAAGCCCAAAAGCAUCAUGGGGCCUGGCGGUGGCGUCAUGCUCAUGCGCAAACUCGUAUACACUGUGCACUUUAACAUGGACCACCGGGACAGUUAUCUCCAGUUUGCGACAAUGGGGUGGAUCGUCUGGAACAUGCACAUCAUGUGGACAACGAUCGGUGGCACCGUUGUCGCAUACGACGGCUCGCCGUUCUACCCACAGGAGGUAUUGUGGCGCCUCAUCGAAAAGUACAAGGUGACACAGCUCGGCGCGUCUCCGCGCUACCUCCAGACGUUGGACAAGGACGGCUUCAAGCCUAGCUCUGGGCGCGACGUGUCGUCGCUUGCCCAGAUCUACACUACUGGAGCGCCCGUUACCCCGACCGUGUACGAGUACAUCAAGCGCGAAAUCCCAUGGGUGUUCCUUAACAACGCGUCUGGCGGUACCGAGCUUGGCGGGAGUGCGCUCCAGUCCAACCACACCAUGCCCAUGUACAAGGGUGAGCUCAUGGGACCCGUGCUCGGCGUCGAUGUGAUUGCAGCGGCACCCGACGGCCGGGCUCUCGCGGGCGAGGAGGGCACUAUGGUGUUCCGUUCGCCUUUCCCCAACAUGCCCUACGAGUUCGCUGGCAACCCCAAGGAAUCGCGCGAGCGCUACGUCGACACCUACUUCUCUGACUGGACGAACCCGCCCAUGUUCAACAUGAACGACAGCGUGUAUCUUAACCCCGAAACGAGGGGUUGGAACGUCCUGGGCCGCGCCGACGGCGUCCUCAACCCCUCGGGUGUGCGCUUCGGCUCGAGCGAGUUGUAUUACAUCAUCGAGAAGGACUUUGGCAACGACAUCGAGGACUCGAUCGCCGUCGGUCAGAAGAUGGGGGACGACGAGCGCGUUCUCCUCUUCAUCAAGACAAUUGGCGAUAAGCCACUGUCACCUGAGCUCACCGGCCGCCUCAAGAAGGCGAUCGCCAACGGGCUCUCGCGCCGCCACGUUCCCGAAAUCAUUGCCCAGUGCCCCGGUGUCCCUGUCACUGCAACCGGCAAGAAGCUGGAACCAUCCGUCAAGAAGAUUGUCAACGGCGUGUCGCUGGCCAAGAUCAACCGCACGGGCGUCGCCAACCCAGAGCUGUACCCAUGGUUCGAGGCGUGGACCGCGGCGCACUCGGGCAAGAAGCAGGCCCGUCUGUAG
Messenger RNA from Cutaneotrichosporon cavernicola, 2097 nucleotides. RefSeq lists its product as uncharacterized. The transcript is spliced from 3 exons. Lineage: Eukaryota; Fungi; Basidiomycota; Tremellomycetes; Trichosporonales; Trichosporonaceae. The record is from RefSeq and is a predicted model, not a curated record. Gene Ontology annotation, molecular function: acetoacetate-CoA ligase activity. The coding region runs from base 1 to 2097 and encodes 698 amino acids.